GAACAAAUUAUGGCUUUGAGAACAAUCAAUUAUGAGGCACUUAACCACUGGGAAUACCGCCUUCGAUAUUCACGGGCGUUUGCAACAUCGGGUGAAAUCCACUCAGAGAAAUAUAAUGAUGACGUUUACGAAUACAAGCACGUAAUACUUACUCGCGAGCAAUAUACCAUAUAUCGCCAGGCAUUAGAGCAAAAUGGUUGUAAACUCUUAUCUGAAGAAUUCAUUGUAGUAGCACUAGGAAUAAGGCAAACUCCUGGGUGGCAACAUUAUUAUGUGUACCCACCCAAUCCGCAAGUCCUCUGUCUUAGACGCAAAAUAAACAGUGUACUGAUUAAGAAAACAUAAUACUAUUAU
Molecule: messenger RNA, 354 nt
Organism: Babesia bovis T2Bo
Lineage: Eukaryota; Apicomplexa; Aconoidasida; Piroplasmida; Babesiidae
Product: Cyclin-dependent kinase regulatory subunit family protein
Exons: 4
Coding region: 10-345 (111 amino acids)
Molecular function (GO): cyclin-dependent protein serine/threonine kinase regulator activity
Source: RefSeq, a predicted model, not a curated record